AUGUUGCUUACACACACCGCCUUGCAUAGUGCUGCAGGUUGUUUAUUAGGCAAUCCCGGAGAAAAUAUGAAUAAGAAUAAGAACCCAUUGGUCUUCUUGGACGUAUCCAUUGAUGGGGAUCCUGUGGAAAGAAUUGUCGUUGAGCUGUUUGCUGAUGCUGUCCCCAGAACAGCUGAGAAUUUUAGGGCACUCUGCACAGGUGAGAAGGGCGUUGGAGACUCGACAAGGAAACCUCUACACUACAAGGGGUCCAUUUUUCAUCGCAUAAUUCAAGGAUUUAUGGCACAAGGUGGUGACUUUUCAAAAGGAAAUGGCACUGGUGGAGAAAGCAUCUAUGGAGGGAAAUUUGCUGAUGAAAACUUUAAGCUGGAUCAUAGUGGGCCCGGUUUUCUCUCUAUGGCAAAUGGUGGUCCAAACACAAAUGGUUCCCAGUUCUUCUUAACUUUUAAACGCCAACCACAUCUUGAUGGAAAACAUGUUGUUUUUGGAAAGGUUGUGAAGGGAAUGGACGUUGUUAAGAAAAUUGAACAAGUGGGAACAGCUGAUGGUAAACCAUCGGGGUUGGUGAAAAUUGUGGACUGUGGUGAGACGCCUGAGAGUAAAAUAAAUGAUUCGGUUGGAGCAAGGAAAGGAAAAAAGAAAAAACCAACAAGAGCUCUUUCAUCCGAUAAUAGUUCUGACAGUGAAGCAAAAGGGAAACGACAAGCAUCUCGUAAGGAUAGGAGGAGAAAGAGAAGAAAGAGAUACUCUUCAUCUGAUUCAUACAGCUCUGAUACAGAUUCUGCUUCUGCUUCUGCUUCUGCUUCAUCUGAGACAGAUUCUGUUUCGGACUCUGAUUCAAAUUCUGAAUCAGACUCUCAUUCUUCAAGUUCUUCCAGUUAUGGAAGAGGGAGGAAGAAAAGGAAGUUGACCAAGAGAGGUAGACAUCAACGUGGGAAGAAAAAGGUUGGACGAAAGGAGAGGAGGAAAGUUAAACGUGAUAAAAAAUCAAGGCAGAAGUCCAAAAGAAACUCGGGAAGUUCCAGUGAUACUGAGAGCGGGAGUAGGACCAGCAGCAGCUCUGACGAUGAAAAUGCCACUAGGGGCAAAUUUGCACGUAAAAGUAACAUAUUGGGCCAAGAAAUGAAGAAGCCAGCACAAAGUCUAGGAUUGGAGAAGAAAUCCCCAACCCCCCUGUUGGGACAAGCCGUCGCAGAGCAGAGGAAGGACGAUGAACUGAAGCAGACAGUUAGCAGCUCAUCUCAUGAAGAGGGUGAAUUUUCUCCCAAGAAUGAUGACACACUGUAUAAUGGUCAUGAAAAAGAGUUAAAGGCUAAUGAAGCUGCAAAGCAUGUUGAUCAAUCUGACUAUUCUAACAGAUCCAGUAAAAUUCCUAGAUCGUCUGGUCAGCUAAGCAGUAAAAGUCCUCCAAGGAGUCCCACCCAUAAAGCUCCACCACCAUCCACUUCUAGUCGUGGUCGGGUUUUGUCUAGAAGCCGCUCUCCAAAUGGAACUCCAAAGCGUGUUAGGAAAGGGCGAGGCUUUACUGAACGAUACGCCUUUGUCAGGCGCUAUCGCACACCAUCUCCAGAACAUUCAUUGGAUAGAUCUUAUCCAUAUGGUGGAAGAAAUAUUCAAAGGAACGACAGGUAUUCAAGUUACAGAAGUAAGUUUGAACAUUCACCACAAAGACGAUACAGAAGCUCACCUAGAAGAGACAGGAGUCCACCCAGAUAUGAACGCAAAAGAAGUCCUAGUAGGAGUCGUUCCCGAAGCCCAGGUCAUUACCGUGCCCGGAGAACAUAUCAUAGCAGGAGCCCUGUGCGAAGUCCUAGCCCGACAGAUAGGCGCCCUGCAGUUAGCGAUAGACUAAAAUCCCGUCUUGGGCCAAAAGUGAAUGACCAAAUCCCUCAAAAUAGAGGUAGAUCUCAUUCACGCUCUAGGAGCCGUGAUUCGUCCACAUCUGGAACUCCUUAUAAGCGUCCAGGAAAAAAGGCGUCUGCUUCGCCGGGCAGUUCCAGAUCCAGCUCCCCUGGCGGUCGAAGGGGUUUAGUCUCUUAUGAAGACUUGAGUCCUGAGAACGGAACAAAUUAG
This is a messenger RNA of Fraxinus pennsylvanica, 2073 nucleotides long. Lineage: Eukaryota; Viridiplantae; Streptophyta; Magnoliopsida; Lamiales; Oleaceae. The record is from the annotation of a GenBank genome assembly.